GGGGAGCAGUGCAGAGGAAGACAGGCAGCAUAAUUUAAAGCAGGCACUGGCCCAAAUAAGGCUAUUUCCCUGGAAAUGCCUCCGUUCUGGAGUUACGAGUGAGCCUCCAGGAGUCCCGAAUGGGCGAAGGCGAAGCUGAGGAGUAAUUCCAUCGGUCCCAGGACUGGAUCGGUUCUGAAGAGCUGGAUAUGCUUUUUAAAGGGAUGAUAAGCGGUGUUUGGGGAUGCGAGAAACCCUUGAAACAAGAACCAUGAAACUGUACAUCCUCCUCCUCCUGGCAGUGGUGAACACAGGGACCUCUCACUGUCAGCCCUCAGAGGGGCCAUCCUGUGAAAUGGCAAACUCUCAGGCAUUUUGCCACAACAGAGACCUCCACCAGAUCCCUCACGGGCUCCAUCCACGUGUAAACAAAAUAGAUCUGUCUGGAAACCUGAUUCAGAGCAUCCCUGAGACGUCGCUGUCACUCUACAGCUCCCUGCAGUGCCUGGAUCUGAGCUCCAACCAGAUCAGCUCCAUCACGCCCGGAGCCUUUGCACACUUGAAGAGCCUGCUGGAAAUAAAUUUAGCCAACAAUCACUUGUAUGAACUCGCUCAAAAUGGCACAGAGGGGAUUGGACUCUUGCCCAGGGUGGAAGUGCUGGACCUGUCCCACAACAGCCUGUACAAUGGGAUGGCUGAGCAUUUCAUCCAGAGGGCUCCAGCGCUGCGCUACCUGUCCCUGGCAGACAACAGCAUCAUAGUCAUAUCACACAGGAUGUUCCAGGGCUCUCCCAGCCUCGUGGAGAUAGAUCUUCAGAGUAAUAUCAUCAUGGAGAUACAAGAAGGUGCUUUUGAGACUCUAGUGAACCUUUCCAAACUCAAUCUCUCAAUGAAUUCAAUUACUUGCAUCUCUGAUUUCAACCUCAGGCAGCUGGAGAUACUUGACCUUAGCAGGAACAGCAUUGAGACCUUCUACACCACAAAGUCAGAUGAUGAAUAUAGCUUAAGAUGUUUGGAUCUGAGUGAAAACAAACUGCUCCACUUCCCAGUGUUCCCUCAGGUAAAUAAGCUGGUAACUCUGAAUUUAUCAAAGAAUUUAAUCCAGCUCACUGCUGAAUCCCCUCCUAAUAAAAUGGACUAUGUGGAAAACGAAUGGCUGGAUGCCUCUUUCCAUCUUCUCAAUCAGAAGCAAAGUAGAAACAAAAGUUCUCUUUAUUUAUCCCACCUUGUGUAUUUAGACUUAAGUUAUAAUGAAAUCCAAUCCAUUCCGGAUGAGUUCUUUGAAUCCAUGUUGUCCCUUCGCACCCUUAACCUCAGUAAAAACUGUCUUCAGGCAUUUGCAGUGACUUAUGACAGUGCAUUGACCUCCCUCACUGUCCUGGACUUGAGCUACAACGUCCUGCAGAACCUUCUCCUCGAUGCCGGUGUGUUGUCAAAUUUGAAGGAGCUCUACAUUCAAAACAACCACCUUCAAACCCUGCAGUUUGACAUCUUCUCAAGCCUUCCCAGCCUCAGGCUGCUCAAUCUGCAGAGCAACAACGUCAGCCUUUGCAGCAUGUACUCAGGAUUAGCUAAGCAAAGGCUUGCAGGGGAGGAAAGUGGCUGUGUGUCCUUUGUGGAUUCUCCUGCUCUUCAGUGCCUGUACCUGGCUGACAACAUGCUGAGCAUCCUCCCAGCAUACACCCUGUACAAGACUCCUCUGGUUGUCUUGGACCUCUCCCUGAACCCUGGGCUGAAAAUAGAACUGAAAGCAUUAUCAGGUCUGGAAAAGUCUCUGGAGUAUUUGUAUUUACAUGGUAACGGGCUGAUAGAUUUAAAUAUUGACUUGCCUUGUUUUAGUCACCUUAAACAUUUAAACCUCUCUGAAAAUCAGCUGAACUGGCUGCCAAAGUGGGGGAGUGACUCUCCACUGGAAGUUCUGGACCUACGGAACAAUAGGUUCAGCACAUUACAGAACAGCAAUAUUUUAGCAUUAGAAAACUCACUUAAGAACUUGUAUCUCACUGGGAACCCACUCAACUGCUGUGGGAACAUCUGGCUUUCAUCCAUGAUCCAGAACAAAAACGUCCAGAUCCCCAACGUGGAGCACUUGACGUGCCAGUACACCCAGAACUUCGGGUACCAGGAAGAGAUGCACGUCGGGAACAUCAGGCCAGAAGACUGUGAAAAAGAGGAUCUGAAGAAGAUCAACUUCCUCAUCAUAUUAACGUUUGUGUUGGUUCUGUCCGUGCUCGUCAUCGGCGUGGGGUCGUUCUUCUGCUUCCGCAGGCAGAACUUCAGCCCUCAGUUUAAAGCCAAAGGGCCACAAAGUGCCCUGAGGACUGAGAGGAUCAGGUGCUGCACCGACAGCGUGUAGAGAUGAAGGGUGAAAUUCUCGCCUUUGGUUUGUAACUGUGGAUUUGAAGAUGCUUUCGAAGUGCCCCUCGUAGUGGUCUCUCUGGGCUGCGGGGACUGGAGGGAGGAUUUGCCGUGUCUUGCAGGUCCACAGUUCAACUCAAAGAGGAGAAAUUCGGCCCUCGCCUGCAAUAUGUAUUUAACUGGGUUUAAUGUGAAGAAAUUCCUCUCUGGGGUGAACAUAUUUAAAUAGGAAGACCCUGGAGAAUGAAUUUCAACCAGCUGACAUUGGACUGACUGAAAUGUUUGCGUUUCUAAGGAAAAACUGUUGGGAACUCACUGCAUGCGGUUGCAUUUCAGUGCAGAAGAAUAAUAUAUCUGUUUUUAAAGGUCACAGGAGGUUAGACUGCAAAAAGGUGUUUUGAAGAUGCCAGUGUGAAAUAAGGCCUAGGGAACAUAGUCCUGGCCAUUAUUCAGACCAGAUGUCCACUGUCUUUCCAUAAAAAUAUACUGUUGUCUACAGGAUGGGCUGCAAGAAAUGUUAUGCAGCCCCUCAUUCUGGGAGGGGUUUAACAUGGCUAAGCUGUUCACUGCUGACACUGAUCAAUGUUAUGCCCUGCACUGACAGAAAAUUCACCCUUUUAAAGGGAACACGACAGCGAGCGGGAGCCCGACCUGCUCACAGGGUUCAGUGGCUUUGAAAAGGAGCCAAAUCAGGUUUUCUGUUAAUGCCAGGAACUGUACAUUCAGAAGAGAAACAGAGGUCAGACUGAAACCUGCCCAGGUAAAUAACUCAGAGUCAAAUUGCUGCUCCAUUUCUGUUUCUUCCAGCUGGUGAAUGUCAAAAUUAACACACUACAAAAAGGUGUAAAAUUUUAGUUUUUAAGCGGUUAUGUAAGAAGCUGGCUGGUGAUUUUCGUUGUGGAAUUUUGUACAAUAAAAACACCUUCGAA
Corapipo altera (White-ruffed manakin) is the source of this 3266-nucleotide messenger RNA. Its product is annotated as transforming growth factor beta activator LRRC32-like. Lineage: Eukaryota; Metazoa; Chordata; Aves; Passeriformes; Pipridae. Gene Ontology annotation, cellular component: plasma membrane; extracellular matrix. The coding region runs from base 224 to 2335 and encodes 703 amino acids. The transcript is spliced from 3 exons. Gene Ontology annotation, molecular function: protein binding. The record is from RefSeq and is a predicted model, not a curated record.